UCAGAUGAGAGGGGCGGGGCCACGGUCCCGUGGUCAGAGGCAUCCUUGCUCUGGGCCCCUCUUUCUCCCCCCCCCACACCUAUCCGCCAUUUUGCUCUUGCCGCGUGUUGUCUUCGGAAGGUUCGUCGGACUGAGUUGAUUUUUCAGAUAAAACAAGAUGAAUCAAGAAAAGCUGGCUAAACUUCAGGCUCAGGUCCGAAUAGGCGGAAAGGGUACAGCUCGCAGAAAGAAGAAGGUAGUGCACAGAACAGCAACCGCUGAUGACAAAAAACUUCAGAGUUCACUCAAAAAAUUGGCUGUAAAUAAUAUUGCUGGCAUUGAAGAGGUGAAUAUGAUAAAAGAUGAUGGGACGGUUAUUCAUUUCAACAAUCCCAAGGUCCAGGCUUCACUAUCUGCAAACACAUUUGCAAUUACUGGGCACGCUGAAGCCAAACCAAUCACGGAAAUGCUACCUGGCAUCUUAAGCCAGUUGGGAGCUGACAGUUUAACAAGUCUCAGAAAGCUAGCUGAACAGUUCCCAAGGCAAGUGUUGGACAGCAAAGUACCAAAAUCGGAAGAUAUUGAUGAAGAAGAUGAUGAUGUUCCUGAUCUUGUAGAAAACUUUGAUGAAGCAUCAAAAAAUGAAGCAAAUUAAUUCAUUAAUAGUUCUGGAAGUCAACAUGGACUAGAUCUAAGAAAUCAGCUGUGUGGUUCCAAAGUUUUACAGAAGCAGUGAACGUUACCCGUUUAAUAGUUCAAUAAUAUAAAAUAUUUUGUAUUUUAAUUAUGCUGCUUGUUCAGCAGUUCCUGUCAUUUGAUUUUUGCAUUUUGCACUUAUUCCCAGGAUAUACUUUUUCAGUCAAAAAGAAAAAAAAUAUAAAUGACAUUUUCAGAGCAGAUUAAGGGGUGUGUACAUGUGUGUGGAUGUAUGUAUGUGGCUUUAUGUAAAGUUGAGAGGAAAUUGAAGAACAAAACUGUUAUGGCUCCCUUCAUCAGUUAAAGUAGAAAUCAAAUAAAUCUUUAACUUGGUUACAGUAACUUUUCUUAUUGCAACCAACCAGUGGUCAUAUAAUAGUGAAAAAGUGAGUCUUGUCCACAUUUCAUGAACUCCAGAUACUGCUUACUAAUCAACAUCUGGUUUUAAUUUUCCAUGUUAAUUAUUGUGUCUGCAAAUGUAUUUCUCUCCCACAUUGAGAAUGUAUACCUGUAGCUUCCCAUCAGUUUACUUUUGAUUUUAAAUUGUACCAAAGACAGGAUAUUAACAAACAUGUAUUUGCAACAUUUAAAACAACAUAAAAUUCAAGAGCUUUUGUCUUCCUUUAAAGCUCUUCUCAUUCAUUUUAAUACUUAAAUUGCAUCUACAUGUUAUGGAAUAAUUUGCCUUACCUUGGAUAAAAGCACUGUUCUGUGAAAUCCUGUCUGUUUAAUGUGAGCAAGUGCUAACCCUGCGUCUGUCAGCUGACUUCUGCAAAAGCCAGAUGCUAUGGCUAUUCAGGGUUGCUUGGGAAAGACUGGUGUAUCUGUGACUGUGAUAAAGAUUGGAGGCUAUGUUCUGCCUUGUGCUGAAUCUGGUGCUUUGUGGUUUCCCUUUGGUACAGUUAGCUGUCUUUCAGUUAGACCCUUUAAGGUAUUGGGUGUUGUUUGACCUUUUUCAUCUUGGGUAAGCAGUACUCUUCUUGACUUGUGGGUAUAUUAUCCAGUGGUAUUAUUCACUUUGAUAGAAGGAUAGCACUUUCCCUUUUGUACAGAUUUUUAGUAGGAAAUAGUGCAUUGUUGUGCACAGUUGGAUGAUUCGUUAAAAAUGUAAAAUAAUUCUAGUGUUAUUGUUUUGUUCCUGGGGCGUGUGAGCCAGUGCUUCAGGACAUGAAUUUGGAAGUUUAAUUUGGAUAGUACAUUAAAAACAAGGAAAGGGCUGUUGAGUGUAUUGUGUUUGUAACACAUUCCAGAAGGAGGCUUAAAAUUAUUCAUUUUGGAGGUAACAUUCCCUUUUUAAUUGCUACCUACUCUGGGUGGAUAUAAUGGUUACAGUCACAUUUAAAAUUAAAGGCCUUCCUCUAAUACAUGUUCUGUGAAACAUGGAGCCUAUGGCACUAUAUCACAGCUACAGUGCAGUAUUUUCUGAACUUUCCUUCUGACUGCUCAAUGUGAAGCUCUUCCUAGCAAUUCUUCAGAGGUGCUUGAUGUUUUUUUUUUCAUUUGAGCAUCAUUGUAACCUUUGUCAAGGGCAACUGCAGUUCAGGAAAGUCAACUUUCCUUGCAACUUACUUUGGCGUACUUUUCAGACAUAUCAGCUUUCUCUGUGUUUAUGUGUGUGUAUAUACACAUAUACAUGCACAUCAAGUUACUAUAUGGCUUGAGACUUAGCAUUUUCGUGACACCAAGCUGAGCCACAAAAGCAGAGCUUCUCGUGAUUUGUCAUCUGGACUGCUCACUUGAUUUUAUAGAUGGUUUGGUUUUCUUGUUCUAUUUUAUAAAGUACAUGGAUCUUAAUAAAAUAAUUCAAUGGAGGCAACGUUUCCUCUUGUGUGUUAUCUCCUUCUCUCAACAGCACUAAUACAGGAACAAAAUGAGGAUGCAAGUAAUGCUUUAAUGAGCAAUACACUUGUCAUGCUACAUUUUGGAGGACUGAUUCUGUUCUAAAUACAUACAUAUUAUGGAAAUAUUUCUUGGACAGCAAAUGCAAAUCUAGAGACCUUUUUAUAGUCGGCUUUUAUUGAUUAGUAUGGAUCAGUGUUCCCUCUAAGCUGUGUGGGUGCAUGGCCAAACAGUGCUGCAGCCAGUGUUGCAAACUGCCACCCAUUUGGUUCUGGUCAUGGCCAGAACCCUAUGUUCCCAAGGUGGGGCCCCCACCCAGUGCUGGCAGAUAAUUAGAGGGAGCAUUGGUAUGAAUGAAACUGCCUUAAUGCCUGUUGGUGACAGUCUUCAACACGAUUGUGAAAUCUCAUGCCCUAUAACUGAACCUGAAUGGCUGUUUCUCUUGCAGUGACACUGAUUUGCUGGUUUCUCAGAUUUUGUGUAGCUUUUCCCCAGUUUCAAAAGACAAUUAUUCUGCUGUUAUGUACUGACAGUAAGAUCUUGAAGGCAAAAACAUGCUGGGAUUUUGAUCUUAUCCUGCUGCUUUGGGUCCUGCCAAUCACUGGAAUCUGAUCCUUGAGAACUUACCUGGAAUUGAAUUAAAUCCUAAUGCUGAGUGAGGUUAUGUAGCCUGAUGUAUGACAUAUCAACUUUUGAUUUGUUUUCUGAGGCACAGAAUGAAUAAAUUCUUCAAGGCAGCAAAGGAAAGGUUUUGAUUGUUUCAUUACAUAAUAUGCACCAACAAAACUCCAACUGUUCACUUUUCUGUUGCUAAUGUAUUUGUAAUGCAUAUUGUUAGUUACAAUGGGAAAGGAACAAGCUAACUUUCAUAUUAUUUUUACUGUAUACAAAGAACUGUUGACCACUUUUUCUUCCUAACAUAGUAUAUAAAAAAACAUUAAACUGAUCAUAAUUGAA
Pogona vitticeps (central bearded dragon) is the source of this 3471-nucleotide messenger RNA. RefSeq names its product basic transcription factor 3 like 4 (gene BTF3L4). The record is from RefSeq and is a predicted model, not a curated record. NCBI's taxonomy places the organism in Eukaryota, Metazoa, Chordata, Lepidosauria, Squamata, Agamidae.